AUGAUGAAUGCUCUUCAUUCCAAACAGCCACAACAACAAAACACAGAAUUGAACAAGGAAAAUCCAGGAAGAGUGCAUCCAAACGUUGCUGCUUCCGGAUUUGCGGUCCCACAAUCACAACAUGCUCUCAAAAAGAACAACUCCUCAGCAGCGAUGCCUUCACAAUCCGUUCCUCGACCACUCUCUGCAUCCUCUCAACGUUCCAAACAACUCCCAACUCGUCCAACAACAACUACUACUACUACCACUACUUCUUCAUCAUCAGAAGAUGAUAUUUGUUACCCUGAUCAGCCCCGUAAUGAUUGGACGAUUGAUGAUUUUGAAAUUGGUAAGCCUCUUGGUAAUGGAAAGUUCGGUCGUGUCUAUUUGGCACGUGAGAAGAAAUCCAAAUAUAUUGUAGCUCUCAAAUUGUUAGAUAAGAAGCAAUUAGAGAAGGAAAAGGUGGCUCACCAACUCCGAAGAGAAAUUGAAAUUCAAUCUCAUCUCAGACACAAGAACAUUCUUCGAUUAUUUGGCUUCUUCCACGAUAAGGACAGAGUCUAUCUAAUUCUCGAGUAUGCUCCUGGUGGAGAAAUGUAUAACUACCUCCAAAAGUGUCGAAGAUUUUCUGAAGAACAAACCUCCAAGUUUAUGUACCAAAUGGCACGUGCUCUUAAAUAUUGUGCUUCCAAGCAUGUGAUCCAUCGUGAUAUUAAGCCAGAAAACUUACUUCUUGAUGCCAAUGGUGAAAUCAAAAUUGCUGAUUUUGGUUGGGCUGUUCAUGCUCCAUCCAGUAGAAGAAGGACUUUGUGUGGAACAUUGGACUAUCUUCCUCCUGAGAUGAUUGAAAAGAAGGCUCAUAAUGCAACGGUAGACUUGUGGUGUAUUGGUGUUCUUUGUUAUGAAUUCUUAACAGGCAAUCCUCCUUUCUAUGCCAACGAUGAUAAAUCCACGAUGAGGAACAUUGUGGCCGUGCGAUAUACAUUCCCAGACUAUAUUAGUGAAGAGGCAAAGGAUUUGGUGAAGAAAUUACUUGUCAAAGAGCCAUCGGAGCGAAUUACUUUGGAUCAAGUGCUGCAACAUCCCUUUAUUACGAAAUAUUGUGGUUGCGAGCAAGCAUAG
This is a messenger RNA of Naegleria fowleri, 1101 nucleotides long. RefSeq lists its product as uncharacterized. NCBI's taxonomy places the organism in Eukaryota, Heterolobosea, Eutetramitea, Acrasida, Naegleriidae. Gene Ontology annotation, molecular function: protein kinase activity; ATP binding. The transcript has a single exon. The record is from RefSeq and is a predicted model, not a curated record. Gene Ontology annotation, cellular component: spindle microtubule; spindle midzone; spindle pole centrosome. Gene Ontology annotation, biological process: mitotic spindle organization; protein phosphorylation; regulation of cytokinesis. Bases 1 to 1101 code for a protein of 366 amino acids.